UACAGGGAUGAAAUGUGAAAGUUUAUUCGGGAUAGAAUGCCAUUUCUUUGCUUACUUAUUAUUGGCAAAUAAAUGGAUGAAUACCCAGAUGUAAGCUUUUAAAAUAAUAUUUUUAAAAACCUACUUAAGUCAAAUGUCAUUGUGUGUCUGUAUACAGCAGGAGAGAGAAACUUGCAGAGAUAAUCACAGAAAAUGGUUUUGAAAUGUCUGAUUGAUUGGCUCUCGUAUAUAUUUGGAUUAACACGUGCCACACUGAGGGGGAGGAGCAUCUGUAAUAUGCUCGACCAGGAUUGGUCAGACGGCUUAUUCAGAACCGCCCCUUUACAGUCGCUGGAGGCGCUGUUACAUAUUCCUCAUGCUUCUGAUACUAAAGUUUAUGUAGUUAACGUAAGUAAUUAAUCUAUCAUUAUAUCCAUUUUCGGUAAUUAAACAUACGGAUGUAAUAUAAACACAAGUAAAGCGUUACUGACGAUGUUACAGUGGGUUAUGAAAGCCCCGCAGCAGCUGCUUGUGUAACCUCUCAGCUCAUUCAUUCACGCGUUUUGUAACGCGGCUCGCGGAUGCAUUCUGUCUGUCAGUUUGUGUCAUUUGUAUAUUUACUACGUUGAAAAGCGACGGAUUUCCUCCAAGAGAAUGUCUGUAAGCAGAGAUAUGAAGUCCGUGUCUCAGGUCCGUGAACUGCUGAGAGAGCUGGUGUUGGGUCGUGAGGAUCCGGACGGGUUUUUCUGCAUGUGUUUAUCUCUGCUGGGGGACGCAGACACCCGAACACACUUUCUGGACGUGAUCAAACCCCUUUUAUCCGAACAUGAACAUUUACACAGUCAGCUGACUGCAAUCUUUUUGGAGUACUUCUCUAAGGAUAAAGCAGAUGAAUUAGAGUUGGCUUUAGCACUCUCUCUUUAUGAAACCAAACUUACCAAACCAGAUCAUCAGCCUUACAAAAGCUCUGCCGACUUGAGUACAGUAACUUCAGGUGUUGAUCUUUCAAACGUCAGUGAUAGAGCUGAAGUAGCAGAGAGCCAGGCUGUUGCAAAAUGGACACUAGAUACAGAAGUGCAUAACACCACGUGUGCCAUUAAAAACACAAAUAAAGACAAUGAUGAUCUUAAGGUCACAAAGUCAACAAGAUCACAAAGGCGCCGUCUGCGUAAGAAGCAGCAUUUGUUGAAGAACCCAUCGGGACCACGACCGGUUCUGCUCUGGUUCAGAAGGGACCUCCGCAUGUGGGAUAACCCUGCUCUUAUUGACUGCCUGGAGCUUGGUGCACCUGUCAUUCCUGUCUUCCUGUGGAAUGCGGUGGAGGAGGAGGGUCCAGGGGUUACCGUGGCAACCGGUGGGGCAUCUAAAUACUGGCUGCAUCAGGCACUAGUGAGUCUGAACCGCUCUCUGGAGAAGCGUGGAAGCCACUUGGUGACGCUGAAGGCAGAGUCUUCAUCUUUGACAGCUCUGCAAGGGUUAAUCACUGAGACGGGGGCAGCGUCGGUUGUGGCAACAGCCCUGUAUGAGCCGUGGCUGAAGGAAAGAGAUGACAGCAUGUGGGAGAAACUGGAGAAACAAGGUGUUAAGUGCCAUAUCUACCACUCCUACUGCCUUAGAGACCCCUACACGGUCAGCACACAGGGCGUUGGACUACGAGGUAUUGGCUCUGUCUCUCACUUCAUGAGUUGUUGCCAGCAGAAUCCUGGCAGUGGACAGACCUCUCCGCUGGAUGCCCCCGCUGCCCUGCCUGCUCCCUCAGCUUGGCCGCAGGGAUGCCCACUUGUUGAUCUGGGACUGGCACGCAUGCCACGCAGGAAAGAUGGCACAGAGAUUGACUGGGCUGUGAACAUUCGGAAAUCAUGGGACAUCAGUGAGGAAGGAGCUCAGGCUCAUCUUGAGGCCUUCCUGCGAGAUGGUGUGUACCGUUAUGAGAAAGAGUCAAGUCGUGCGGAUGAGCCCAACACCAGCUCUCUAUCUCCAUAUCUGCACUUUGGGCAGUUGAGUGCACGCAGCCUAUUAUGGGAUGCCCGUGGAGCUCACUGCAGACCUCCCAAGUUCCAGCGCAAACUGGCCUGGAGGGACCUGGCGUACUGGCAGCUGUGCCUUUUCCCAGACCUGCCCUGGGAGUCCCUCAGGCCACCGUACAAGGCUUUGCGCUGGAGUUCAGACCGUGUCCAUCUGAAAGCAUGGCAGCGUGGAUGCACAGGAUACCCACUGGUAGAUGCCGCAAUGAGACAGCUGUGGCAAACUGGCUGGAUGAACAACUACAUGAGACACGUGGUUGCCUCCUUCCUCAUUGCUUAUCUGCAUAUUGCUUGGCAUGAAGGAUACCGCUGGUUUCAGGACACGCUGGUAGACGCUGAUGUUGCCAUAGACGCCAUGAUGUGGCAGAAUGGAGGAAUGUGUGGACUGGAUCACUGGAACUUCGUCAUGCACCCUGUUGAUGCAGCGCUGACCUGUGACCCCUAUGGCACCUAUGUGCGACAGUGGUGUCCUGAACUGAAGGCACUUCCUGAUGACCUCAUCCAUAAGCCCUGGAAGUGCCCAGCAUCAAUGCUGCGUAGAGCAGGUGUGGUUUUAGGUGGCAACUACCCGGAGCGGAUUGUUGUUGACCUUGAGGAGCGACGUGCACAGUCUCUACAGGAUGUUGCGACAGUGAGAAGACGCUUUAGGGAGUUUGUUGACCAGAGAUCAGGUUGUGACCUGGUACCUGUUCCUGCAAGGUUGGUGCAGGACGCUCUGGGCAGUAUUGAGGAUGUUGUGAAUCGUGAAGGAACCGGGUUUCUCCUCCCAGUCAUCACCCGCAUGGAGUUUAAACACCAGUCAGAGGAUCCAGACAGGCAAGAUAACCAGUACAGCGCUGUGCUGAAGGGCUACGUCAGCCGCAAACGGGACGAAACCAUUGCCUUCCUAAAUGAGAGAGACUUCACAGCCAGUGUGAUGUGUGAGAAUGCACAGCGUAGAGAGAGGCUAGAGAAGGACUGGUGUCUUCUGGAGGGUCUGCCUCAGCCCAUAGUCUCACGCGGCAGGGCCAGACGUACCCCAACCAGAGACCCUUACAGCAAAGUGCCUGGAGGUGUCGCUGUUCCCCGCAGAUAACCGACUGACAUGUUAAGACUGGAACACACUACACAACUUUUGCAGACACUGGUCAGCCAGUCUGCAGAUUUUUAGCAGUCGGAGUUGAUUUCGCACAUAUUCAUAGUGUAUUAUGGGCAGACGAUUUUUUUUUUUUAGCUUCAGACUUUCAUUACUUUUAGUCUGAAGAUAUCAAACAUGUUUGAUAUUUUGACUUUUUAAAACUUUAGUAGAUAAUUCAAUACAGAUGGCCUAUUUUGCUUUCUUAUCCUGUACAAACCCAUCCAUUGUGGUGUUGGAAACUGUUUGAUAUUUAACAUUAAUGACUAAAGCUUUGUUUUCUUUAAAGGGUGUUUUAUAAAACAAUACUACUUAAAAUAAUUCAUUU
Messenger RNA from Cyprinus carpio (common carp), 3445 nucleotides. RefSeq names its product deoxyribodipyrimidine photo-lyase. Gene Ontology annotation, molecular function: FAD binding; DNA binding. Gene Ontology annotation, cellular component: cytoplasm; nucleus. NCBI's taxonomy places the organism in Eukaryota, Metazoa, Chordata, Actinopteri, Cypriniformes, Cyprinidae. Bases 634 to 3078 code for a protein of 814 amino acids. The transcript has 8 exons. The record is from RefSeq and is a predicted model, not a curated record. Gene Ontology annotation, biological process: circadian regulation of gene expression; entrainment of circadian clock by photoperiod.